GUUGCUGAUGAACUAUCUAAGAAAAAAAUCACAAUAUUUUAUACGUAUAACGGAAUUUUUCAUUUUCACUGGACUCCAGUGUCAUAUUGAUAGGUUUCCUUUCGGCAACACAUUGGAUAUUGGCACGUAAAAGAACGACACGUAUCUUGUACCGUUUCAUUUGUGAAGCAACAUAUGAAAUGACUCAUCGAGGCAAUUUCUUGUAGUAUGGACGUGACAGCCAUAUGCAUGGAUGGAUACAGGCAAUGUGGGUGAAUGACCUCAGCGACUGACAGAGAGCGGCGAGCCGCGGAGCGGGAGGAGAGGGAACGGAAAGUACCUCCUCCCGCUCCCGCCCUGUCGCUGACCUUCGCCCCCAAGUGGCUCCGUUUGGAGCCAUGGAUGGUUCAGGGACGAACUGGAGGUGUAACCGGCCCUGGCCAGGCAGCGACGGGACGACCUGGAGGAGGCAUCGGCCCUGGCCAGGCAGCGGCGGGCGGAAGAGGUGGUGCUGGCCGGAGCGGCCCUGGCCAGGCAGCGGCGGGCGGACGAGGUGGUGCUGGGAGCGGCCCUGGCCAGGCAGCGGCGGGCGGACGAGGUGGUGCUUGGAGCGGCCGUGGCCAGGCAGCGGCGGGACGAGGCCGCCGUGCCAAUGGAAGAGUGGCCCGACGAGGAGCGUCCAGGCCUGGACGUAGGGCUAGGGGCGUGUGGAGGAGGACGAAUGCCGGAACAUACAUCGCCCGUGUUUCCACGUUCAUCUAUUAUACAUAAGACACCGAAG
This is a messenger RNA of Branchiostoma floridae (Florida lancelet), 760 nucleotides long. RefSeq names its product rRNA 2'-O-methyltransferase fibrillarin-like. The record is from RefSeq and is a predicted model, not a curated record. Lineage: Eukaryota; Metazoa; Chordata; Leptocardii; Amphioxiformes; Branchiostomatidae. The transcript has 3 exons. Bases 256 to 750 code for a protein of 164 amino acids.